AUGGGGAACACUUUGGUUGCGACUGAAACAAUUUUCGCAAAAGGAGUCAGCCUUUUCCAAAUAGAAGUCAAUCUCAGUGAUGAUGGUCUCAAUCAUGUUGAGGAAGUAAUUAGCCUAGUUUUCAACCGCAUUGGGCUACUCAGACGUAGUGGAGCAAUUGCUUGGAUUUAUGAGGAACUUCGAAAAAUAGACGAAAUCAAUUUUCGCUUUAUGGAGAAAGUCGAUCCAGUAGCUGCGGUCAUCGCAUAUUCUUCUAAUUUGCAGCGUAUUCCUUUUCGAGACAUUCUGUCGUGGAAUCUUCUUUGGACGGAGUACAAACCUGAUCGAAUUAUGGAAAUCAUCAAGAUGUUGUCUCCGAAGAACAUGUUCUACAUUGUAAUUGCAAGGAAGUACAGCGGUCAGGAGGGCAAUAUUCACGAGCCGAUUUUUGGGACAGAAAUGAGAAUCGUAAAUAUAGAGGGGGAAACAAUGAAGCAGUUCGAAACCGCUCUAGAAACGGAGAAUCCUGCUCUGCGGCUACCGCUGAAGAACGACUACAUUGCUUCGAAAUUCGAUCUCAAACCACGAGAAACAAUCAAACGGGAACAUCCUCGCGUCAUACAAGACGAUGCAUGGUGUCGAAUUUGGUUCAAGCAAGACGACGAGUAUAAACGCCCGGUAGCUGUGACUAGGGUCGCACUCAUCUCUCCAGUGGUGUCAAAGUCCCCAAAAGCACUAAUGCUCUUUAAAAUGUUCUUAGCGUGUUUGCAAGACGCUUUGAUGGAAGAUAUUUCGAAUGCGGAUCUGGCUGGUGUCUACUGCAACAUAAGUGACGAAGAUUUCGGGCUUCUACUGGAAGUGGGUGGUUACGACGAGAAAACAACCGCAACUUGUUGA
Messenger RNA from Cooperia oncophora, 876 nucleotides. Lineage: Eukaryota; Metazoa; Nematoda; Chromadorea; Rhabditida; Trichostrongylidae. The record is from the annotation of a GenBank genome assembly.